GGCUGCCCCGUUUCCUGGUGCAAGCCUAGUCUUCGUUCCCUCGCUUUCCCUACUGUGCUUUCACGCCUGCAGCUGCCUCAGUCUUUCUAGAUUAGCCGGGCCAUCUCCCAUCUUUCCGAUUCGGCCCUGACCUAUAUCGUAGCUCGAUCCAGGGCCGCGGAUUUCAUUUCCGCCACUACCUUGGUACUUCCGGAAUCUGCGGAAACGAUCCGUUGCCAUGGCGGCUAUGUACACAGUUCUGCGGCGGCGAGAUUCGGCUUGCAGUCGCUGCACUUGCAGCGGUCGGGCGGCGGGAGGACCACUGCCUCCGGAGCAGUGAACGGAUUCACGCGCCGCCCGGGUGGGGAGAAGCAGGCUGGAGAGGGGAGUGUACGCUGAGGCGGCUGGCAGCGACCGGGAUCCGAAGACCGCUCCACCCGGGAGUCCCCAGGCUUAGCUCGCUGAUCUGUGAAACCCGAGCGGAGGAGGGGUCGCGGCAUCGUGGGCGCCCUUUCGGGCUGGCUCCGGCUUAGGGUCUUCGAAUCUAACGUUCCCUGGCCCCACGAGGGUUCUGCGUCGCUGCCGAGGUUGAGAGGGCACGAAGUGGGGGACCAGAGGUCUUCUGGACCCUUCUGUAUUCGUCAGUUUUCGAACUGGAGGGGGCUUCGGGAUCUCCAGGUCGACCCGCUCGCUUUACAGAUGAGGAAACCGCUCCAGAGAGGGACAGGAAUGGCCCCAAGGCCAACUGCCACCCACACUCCACGCAGGGGUCUGGUAUGUUGGAUGAGGAAAAGGGAGGAGGCCCGAUCUGCCUGGAAUUGAGGCCGGGUGGAGAUUCAGCCGUCCUCUGACUUCCAGCCAUGACCAUCACUACCAACCACCAUUUCUCCAGUUCCUGCUCUGUGCUGGGCACUGUUCUGGACAUUGAGGGGGGAUUCAAAAGAGAUUAAAGCACAGUUCUGUCCCUCAAGCAACUUGUAAUUUAAUUUGAGACCGGAAACCCACUCAAAUGAUGCGGCGUAAGAAUGGUAACAAGCAUUAUUUCACUGGAAUGGGCACUAGGAAAAAGGUUCAUGCGUUUGUCCGUGUCAAACCCACCGACGACUUUGCUCACGAAAUGAUCAAAUAUGGAGAUGACAACAAAAGCAUUGAUAUUCACUUAAAAAAAGAUCUUCAGAGAGGGGUUGUCAAUAACAAGCAGACAGACUGGUCGUUCAAGCUGGAUGGAGUUCUCCACAAUGCCUCCCAGGACUUGGUUUAUGAGACAGUCGCAAAGGACUUGGUUGCUCAGGCCCUCGAUGGAUACAAUGGUACCAUCAUGUGUUAUGGGCAGACAGGAGCUGGCAAGACAUACACCAUGACAGGGGCAACUGAGAAUUACAAGCACCGGGGGAUCCUUCCUCGUGCCCUACAGCAGGUUUUUAGGAUGAUCGAAGAACGCCCCACACAUGCCAUCACUGUGCGUGUUUCCUACCUGGAAAUCUACAAUGAGAGUCUGUUUGAUCUCCUGUCUACUCUGCCCUAUGUUGGGCCGUCAGUCACACCAAUGACCAUCGUGGAAAACCCUCAAGGGGUCUUCAUUAAGGGCUUGUCGGUCCACCUUACAAAUCAAGAGGAGGAUGCCUUCAGCCUCCUUUUUGAGGGAGAGACCAACAGGAUUAUAGCCUCUCACACAAUGAACAAAAACUCAUCCAGGUCACACUGCAUUUUCACCAUCUAUGUGGAGGCCCAUUCACGGACUUUAUCAGAUGAAAAGUACGUCACUUCCAAAAUUAACCUGGUGGAUCUAGCAGGCUCAGAAAGGCUGGGGAAGUCUGGGUCUGAGGGCCGCAUGCUGAAGGAAGCCACCUACAUCAACAAGUCGCUGUCAUUCCUGGAGCAGGCCAUCAUUGCCCUCGGGGACCAGAAGCGGGACCACAUCCCCUUCCGCCAAAGCAAGCUCACCCACGCCCUGAAGGACUCGUUAGGGGGAAAUUGCAAUAUGGUCCUCCUGACGAACAUCUAUGGAGAAGCUGCCCAGUUAGAAGAGACGCUGUCUUCACUGCGGUUCGCCAGCAGGAUGAAGCUGGUCACCACAGAGCCCGCCAUCAACGAGAAGUAUGAUGCUGAGCGAAUGGUGAAGAACCUGGAGAAGGAGCUGGCGCUGCUCAAGCAGGAGCUGGCCAUCCAUGACAGCCUGGCCAACCGCACCUUUGUGAACUACGAUCCCAUGGAUGAAAUCCAGAUUGCUGAGAUCAACUCCCAGGUGCGGAGGUACCUGGAGGGGACGCUGGACGAGAUUGACAUCAUCAACCUCAGACAGAUCCAGGAGGUGUUCAACCAGUUCCGGGUGGUGUUGAGCCAACAGGAGCAGGAAGUGGAGUCCACUUUGCGCAGGAAGUAUACCCUUAUAGACAAGAAUGACUUUGCCGCCAUCUCCGCCGUCCAGAAGGCAGGGCUUAUGGAUGUUGAGGGCCACCUCGUGGGUGAGCCUGAUGGACAAAGCUUCGGACUCGGGGUCACGCCUUUCUCUACCAAACCUGGGAAGAAACCCAAGUCCAAGAAGAUGUUCAAAGAACAGCUCGGCUCCUCAGGAAGAAAGGAAGGUGCCGGCAGCCCUGUGAGUGGCAAGGAUUUGGAGGUCUCCAUUUCCAAGACCCAGGCGACCCCAUCGUCCAAGGAGGGGGAUGUCAAAGACUUGCCCCUGCGGGACCGGGAGACCUCCAGCUCUGAGCCCCUUCCCUUAGACUCCCCAAAGGAGGAGUGGCGCCCACCCAGGCCCAGUACCCCACCCCCCAAACCUGUGGCCUUCGAGGACUUUAAGAACGAACGGGGCAGUGAGAUCAACCGCAUCUUCAAAGAGAACAAAUCCAUCUUGAAUGAGCGGAGGAAAAGGGCCAGCGAGACCACGCAGCGCAUCAAUGCCAUCAAGCAGGAGAUGGACCUGACCAAGGAGGCACUAAAUUUUCAGAAAUCAAUCCGGGAGAAGCAAGGCGAGUAUGAAAACAAGGGGCUGAUGAUCAUCGACGAGGAGGAAUUCCUGCUGAUCCUGAAGCUCAAAGACCUCAAGAAGCAGUACCGGGCUGAGUAUCAGGACCUGCGUGACCUCAGGGCUGAGAUCCAGUACUGCCAGCACCUGGUGGACCAGUGUCGUCACCGCCUGCUCACGGAAUUUGAUAUCUGGUACAAUGAAUCCUUCUUCAUCCCUGAUGACAUGCAAGUGUCCCUGAAGCCAGGUAGCAGCAUCCGGCCGGGCAUGGUGCCUGUCAGCAGGCUCGUAUCUCUGGGAGAAGAUGACCAGGACAAGUUCAACCAGCUGCAGCAGAGGGUGCUGCCUGAGGGCCCCGACUCCAUCUCCUUCUACAAUGCCAAAGUCAAGACAGAACAGAAGCGCAAUUACUUGAAAACCAUGAUGGGCCUCCAGCAGGCACACAGGAAAUAGGGACUCGUCGCCAGUGCCUUGAAGGAUGAGACUCCUGGAAACUCCCACCUGCUCUCGUGGCGCUGCUGACCCACCUGCCCGGAGCUCCAAACGCCCUGCUCCGAGGCUGCUCCAAACGCCCUGCUCACGAUAGCCUGCCUUCCGACGGCAACAUCCUUCACCCGACACCCUUGCUCAUCCUCACAGAAUGCUUGGGGUUUCAGUUCACUGUCGUAUGCAGGGACAGGAUAAAAUCACUCUCUAGUCUGUACUUUUGAUGUUCACUCAAAAACUUGAUUUUAUUUCCUGUCCAGGAGGAUGUCUUCCCUGUGUACAGGUGGGGUCAGAACUGAGUCUCCAGGAAGAAGGUGAAAAAGUAGUUCAGCCGCCCUCCUACUGGCACGGCUUUCUCCCACCGGCCAGCGCCUUUCCUUCCCUGGAUGGACAUCCUGGGGGUGAGCUGGCUGUAAGGAGCCCUGGUUCUCACAGGUCCUUCAGGCUGUAGGUUCCCUGAGCCAGUGAAGGCAGGAGGCCCUUCUUCCUCAGCUACCAGAAGAGGAAUGGGUCUUGGUGAAAAUGGCUGAAGGGCAGAUUUUCAUUUCACAUAAGAAGAGGCUUAAAAUGAGAGCCAUCUUACCAUGAUGUUAGCAGCAAGAGCCCCACAGUAGGAGGCUCUCUGGCAAGGAGGUUACAGACCAUGCACUGCAUAGAAGGUUGAACUGGAUGGCGCUGGUCCAAAGACCCUGUGACUCUGACUUCAGCCUGUCAGUGAGCAGAUGGAUGGGGGUUUGUAGAAGAAAGUAGAAAGGUAUCCUUGAGGUCAGCCCCUUUCUCUUUCACUGACUGAUACACAAUGAUCCUAAAAGAGCUUUCAGAGACCUCUACUAUGCCAAGGCUUCACAGAGCAGUGCCCCAACUUCAUCCUCCUGGAUGACACACAUGGGAACUGUCACAGCCCAGAACUAAUGGUGUGCACUCAGCCCUGUUGGUCUGUCCUCAUGUUUCCUUCAAUUGCGGCCAAAUGGACAAAUUGGCCCAGGCUCUGCCUACCCUCCCAGCUAGUGGAGGCCUUAGGCAGAGAGUUCUGGUUCUUUCCUUCCUUGGCUGUCCCUGUCCAACCAGGACUUGUUGGGGGUUCCCAGGUCUCUGGAACAUCUUGGGAAAUAGGACACGACAAAGAGGUUACAUCAUCUUGUUGGGGCCACCGGAAGCAACUGUUUUUGGCAUAACGAGUCCCCCUUCCCCUCAUUCCCUGAUGGCACCGCUGUGCUGGACAUCACUCCAUAGGAUUCCUAGACAGCCAGUCUCAGGGCUUUGUCAUGGCAGUUGGGCACAUUCGUCUUUAGCUCAUUCAUUACCUUGUAGGCCUCUUUGGCACAACGUGAAACAGGUCGUCAUGAGCAUGGGCCCAGCCACAGGAAUAAGCCAGGAUGGCGCUUGGUAGAUCACCCUUCACUCGAACUCCUCACAGGAGCAGAUGCUUCCAACAUGAGUGGGAGCUAGGGGGCAUCAUGUCCACUCAAAUGGGCUUGUUGUUCUAGAAAAUAGUUCCUGAGGAGCUAAUCUGACCCCUAAAAUCACCCCUGAGGGGCCUUCCAAUUUCAUCAUGUGACAGAUAAGAUAACCUGACAAUACUCUUGCUACAAACAGAAAUGCUGGCUCAAGUAGAAGUUUUUAUUUUUUAUUAUUUGUUAAAGGUUUUAUUUGACAGAGAGAGAGCACAAGCACGGGGGGUGGCAGAGGGAGAGGGAGAAGCAGGCUUGGAGAGUCUGAUCUGGGCUUGAUCCCAGGACCCUGGUCUCAUGACCUGAGCCGAAGGCAGCCGCUUAAUGACUGAGCCACCCAGGCGCCCUGAUCACAGAUUUUUUAAAAAGCAGAACGUCUAAGGGUGAAAAAAUGUUCUAAAAGUUAAAAUGACAGACUAGAAACAGCAAAAGAGAGAAUUAAUGACCUGGAUGUUGGAUCUGAAGAAGAUACUUGGAAUAGAGCAUAGAGGGAUAGCAAGACAGAAAACAAAGUGUGGCUGAGAGACAUGGUGGACAGAAUGAGAAGCGCCAGGAUACAUGUAAUCACAGAUCCAGAGGUGAUCCCAGGGACAUCUGUCAUGUGUGCUUAUCCAGUGUCCUGGCUUUAAGUGUCUGUUCAUAUGCCAAUUGUCAAUUGCUUACAGCUAGCCUAGGCUGCUCUCCUGUACCCAAACCUGUAUGUAACAGUCACAGCUCACCUGGCAUCUCUGAUUGAAUGUCUAUAAAGACAUCUACAAAUCAGGGGUGCCUGGGUGGCUCAGUCGGUUAAGUGUUUGCCUUUGGCUCUGGUCAUGUUCUCAGGGUCUUGGGAUCGAGCCCCAUGGCUCCCUGCACAGCAGGGAGUCUGCUUCUCCCUCUCCCUCUGACCCUCCUCCUUGCUUGUGUUCUCUCUCAUUUUCUCGGUCUCAAAUAAAAAAGAAGAAGAAGGCAUCUACAAA
Molecule: messenger RNA, 5843 nt
Organism: Mustela lutreola (European mink)
Lineage: Eukaryota; Metazoa; Chordata; Mammalia; Carnivora; Mustelidae
Gene: KIF9
Product: kinesin family member 9
Exons: 22
Coding region: 989-3400 (803 amino acids)
Biological process (GO): microtubule-based movement
Molecular function (GO): microtubule binding; microtubule motor activity; ATP binding
Source: RefSeq, a predicted model, not a curated record